AUACUUCCUCCCCAUUUUUUUGUGCGUCUCUGGAUCGAUUAUCGCGUAAUCUGGUUUCACGUUAGAGAAUUAUUUCGAUUUGUUGGGAAUUUAUAUUACUUCGCCAUGGAUUUAGCUUUGAAUUUCUUUUUUUUUCGUGGAGUGUGCAAGCUUCCAUAAAAAUUGAUGUCUAAGGAUUAUCUGUUGGUAACAUUUGAUAUUUUGGGCUCUGAAUUAAUGAGAUCUGUAAUUGUAGCGUAAUGAAAUUGUGAAAGAUUUCAUUUGUUUUGUUACUUCUUAUAUUAGGAGGGCUCGCUGUGUGAUUCUUUGUACAAUGCUAUACUACAACUUUCAUCACUCAUAUUUGCAUUCCUUCCAGUGGUUAUACUUUAACCCUUCUACAUUAACAUUUUAUUUGAAGGAACAAAAAAAAUGAAGCAUAUAGUAAAGAUAUUGAGCCUGUUGGUGGCAAUCUCUGCCUUCUGGAUUGGUCUUUUGCAGGCUGCUAUCGUUCCUCGAACCCACACAUGGUUGCUACCGAUCUACUUUGUAGUGUCUCUCGGAUGCUAUGGUCUAUUAAUGGUUGGUAUUGGGCUAAUGCAGUUUCCUACCUGUCCCCAAGAAGCAGUUCUUUUGCAGCAGGAUAUUGCAGAGGCCAAGGACUUCUUCAAGCACAAAGGAGUCGAUGUCGGAUCAGACUGAUACGAUGGCUUGUUAAUGACCGAACACUAGAAUAGUUAAUCUUUUUAUGGCAAGAGAUCUUACAUGUGUCUGUUUGAAUAGUUGAAUUAAACAAGUGUUUUCUGACUUUACUUGAGGAAAUGUGGCAAACGCCAUUACGCAAAAAGCAACAUCUAAUAAUAAUUUGUCUUCUUUUGUUUCUGUAA
Messenger RNA from Raphanus sativus (radish), 866 nucleotides. Its product is annotated as dolichol-phosphate mannose synthase subunit 3. Gene Ontology annotation, biological process: GPI anchor biosynthetic process. Gene Ontology annotation, cellular component: endoplasmic reticulum membrane; dolichol-phosphate-mannose synthase complex. Bases 412 to 681 code for a protein of 89 amino acids. The transcript is spliced from 3 exons. Lineage: Eukaryota; Viridiplantae; Streptophyta; Magnoliopsida; Brassicales; Brassicaceae. The record is from RefSeq and is a predicted model, not a curated record.